Messenger RNA from Closterium sp. Naga37s-1, 948 nucleotides. The record is from the annotation of a GenBank genome assembly. NCBI's taxonomy places the organism in Eukaryota, Viridiplantae, Streptophyta, Zygnematophyceae, Desmidiales, Closteriaceae.
CAACAGCAGCAGCAACAACAGGAGGAGGAGGAGCAGCAGCAGCAGCCGCAGCAGCAGGAGGAGCAGCAGCAGGAGGAGGAGCAGCAGCAGGAGGAGGAGCAGCAGCAGGAGGAGGAGCAGCAGCAGGAGGAGGAGGAGCAGCAGGAGGAGCAGCAGCAGGAGGAGCAGCAGGAGGAGGAGCAGCAGGAGGAGCAGCAGCAGGAGGAGGAGCAGCAGCAGGAGGAGCAGCAGCAGGAGGAGCAGCAGCAGGAGGAGGAGCAGCAGCAGGAGGAGCAGCAGCAGGAGGAGGAGCAGCAGGAGGAGGAGCAGCAGGAGGAGGAGCAGCAGCAGCAGCAGCGGCGGCUUGGGCGUCUGCUACUGCCAGCUGGGUCUGGUUCUGGGUUCACUCAGGCACAGUGUGACUACAACGAAGGUCAGGCCAGAGAGGCCAGCCUCCUGUCAAAAGAGGGUGCCACAUCAGCCGUAGAUGCCACGUCAGCAGACAAUGCCACGUCAGCGGGGCCUGCAGCUGGGGAUGCAGCAGAGGAUGCGACAGCAGUGGAGGAGGCGGCCUCUCUGCUGCUCCAAUCGUACAUUGAGAAGGCAGAGGCGCUGAGCAACGUGUUCACAUUGGCACAGAGAGAGGACACCCCUGGCGAGUCGUACAUGGAGAAAGCAGAGGCGCUGAGCAACGUGUUCCGACUGGCACAGAGAGAGGACACCCCGGGCGAGUCGUACAUUGAGAAAGCAGAGGCGCUGAGCAACGUGUUCCGACUGGCACAGAGAGAGGACACCCCGGGCGAGUCGAACAUUACUGGCACAGGCAGAGAACACUCCUGGCGAGCUGCCAGAGCACCUCUCGUGCCGCAUCAUGCUCGACAUUCUCCGCGAUCCCGUGAUAACACCGAGCGGAGUGACAUACGAACGAUCGGCAAUAGAGGAGCAUCUCAAAACGGGCAACUCGUUUGA